Naumovozyma castellii is the source of this 804-nucleotide messenger RNA. It is a transcript of the gene URA3, whose product is annotated as orotidine-5'-phosphate decarboxylase. The transcript has a single exon. The record is from RefSeq and is a predicted model, not a curated record. NCBI's taxonomy places the organism in Eukaryota, Fungi, Ascomycota, Saccharomycetes, Saccharomycetales, Saccharomycetaceae. The coding region runs from base 1 to 804 and encodes 267 amino acids.
AUGUCGGCAUUAACAUAUACCCAAAGAGCUGCUUCUCACCCAAGUCCCCUGGCAUCUAAGCUAUUCAAUAUAAUGGAGGCCAAAAAGACCAAUCUUUGUGCGUCACUCGAUGUCCGUACCACUGAGGAACUGCUUCGACUAGUAGAGACUCUUGGUCCAUACAUCUGCCUUUUAAAGACGCACGUGGAUAUCCUUACUGAUUUUUCCAUGGAGGGAACUGUCAAGCCCUUGAAAGAAUUGGCUAAGAAAUUCAAUUUCUUGAUCUUCGAGGACAGAAAAUUUGCUGAUAUUGGUAAUACUGUCAAAUUACAAUAUUCAUCUGGUGUAUAUAGAAUUGCAGAAUGGGCAGAUAUUACCAACGCUCAUGGUGUAACUGGCCCAGGUAUUAUUGCAGGAUUAAAGGAAGCUGCAUCUGAAGUCACCAAGGAACCCAGAGGUUUAUUAAUGCUAGCUGAAUUAUCAUCGAAAGGCUCUUUGGCUCAUGGUGAGUAUACACGAGGCACUGUAGAAAUGGCAAAGAUUGAUAAAGAAUUCGUUAUCGGAUUUAUUGCCCAGCGGGAUAUGGGUGGUAGAGAUGAAGGAUUUGAUUGGUUGAUUAUGACACCCGGCGUUGGAUUAGAUGAUAAGGGUGAUGCUUUAGGGCAGCAAUACAGAACUGUUGAUGAUGUUGUAUCUACCGGUUCAGAUAUAAUUAUUGUAGGUAGAGGUUUGUUCGGAAAAGGAAGAGAUCCUAGAGUGGAAGGUGAACGUUACAGAAAGGCCGGAUGGGAGGCAUACUUGAAGAGAUGUGGUAAGUCAGCAUAA